UCCAGCCCAGUAGGUGGCAGUAAAGCGUAGCUGAUACCCAGAGAAACACGAGCCAGUUGUACACACACAGAGACAUCAUGGCGGACGUAUUGGAUCUUCAUGAGGCGGGAGGCGAAGAUUUUCCUAUGGAUGAGGAUGAGAGCAUCCACAAGCUGAAAGAGAAGGCCAAGAAGAGAAAAGGACGAGGCUUCGGCUUGGAGGAGGGAUCCAGGUCCAGAGCUAAAGAGGACUAUGAUACUGUGGAGCAAGACGGGGAUGAACCCGGUCCUCAGAGAUCUGUGGAGGGUUGGAUCCUGUUUGUGACCGGUGUGCACGAGGAGGCAACAGAGGAGGACAUCCAUGACAAGUUCUCAGAGUUUGGAGAAAUCAAGAACCUGCAUCUUAACCUCGAUCGAAGAACGGGCUACCUGAAGGGCUAUGCACUAGUAGAGUAUGAGACGUACAAAGAAGCGCAGGCAGCCAUGGAGGGACUCAAUGGUCAGGACCUGAUGGGCCAGACUAUAAGCGUAGACUGGGCUUUUGUCAGAGGACCCCCUAAGAACAAGAGGAGGGGCGGUGGACGGAGACGCAGCAGAAGUCCAGACCGGAGACGGCGUUGAACGGCAGCGGUGUUGAUCCCGUCACGUUGGCGGGCAGUUUCUCAUUCUCUCACAUAAAUCACUUCCUGUUUUUGUUUUUUAUUCUGUAAUAUUGUUUGACCCCAGUAUUUUCUCAUAGCAACUGUACUGGACUUGAGGAACUUGGCCAGGAAUUAGCCCGGUAUAACGGCACCAUUUGCAGAAUAUUAAAGUCUCUUAGUGAAGCUUUGUUAGACGUUUAAAACCCUACUUACAUGGUAACAGUUUGCUGAAAACGUUUCAGUUUGAAUUGCAUUGUGACUUUUUGUUGUUUCUUUUAUUACGCGGGGACAAAUAAAGUUUUAAAAAGAUAAAA
Fundulus heteroclitus (mummichog) is the source of this 933-nucleotide messenger RNA. It is a transcript of the gene rbm8a, whose product is annotated as RNA binding motif protein 8A. Gene Ontology annotation, molecular function: mRNA binding. NCBI's taxonomy places the organism in Eukaryota, Metazoa, Chordata, Actinopteri, Cyprinodontiformes, Fundulidae. Gene Ontology annotation, cellular component: exon-exon junction complex; cytoplasm; nucleus. Gene Ontology annotation, biological process: RNA splicing. The record is from RefSeq and is a predicted model, not a curated record. The transcript has 6 exons. The coding region runs from base 78 to 599 and encodes 173 amino acids.